Molecule: messenger RNA, 1815 nt
Organism: Plasmodium reichenowi
Lineage: Eukaryota; Apicomplexa; Aconoidasida; Haemosporida; Plasmodiidae
Product: mitochondrial cardiolipin synthase, putative
Exons: 1
Coding region: 1-1815 (604 amino acids)
Molecular function (GO): catalytic activity
Source: RefSeq, a predicted model, not a curated record
AUGAGCAUUGUUAAUAAAGUAAAAGAAUCAAUACACAAAAAAGUCAUCGAUAUAAGGAAACGAAGAAAAGAAAGCGAAGAAAAACAAAAGAAAGACAAAAAAGAUGAAAUAAAUUUUGAUGCUUUAGUCGAUAAAAAUGUAAAUGAAUUAAAUAUAGAAAAUGAAGAAGAAAGAGAGAAAAUAAAAGAAAGAUGGAAAGUAAUAUUGAAAAAUAAUGCUAAGAGAUAUGGGAAAAUAUCAGAAGGAAAUAAAAUAGAAAUAUAUAAUGAAGGUACAUUAGCCUUUCGUGAUAUAUUAAAUUCAAUUAAUAAAGGUAAAAGACGUGUUUGGUUAGAAUCGUAUAUUUUUGAUGAUUCUAAACUUGCAGAAGAAGUAGUUAAUAGUUUAUGUAAAGCAUCGAAAAGAGGAUGUGAUGUUAUUUUAUUAAUUGAUUAUAUAGGGAGUUUAAAAAUGAAAAAUAAAUGGGUACAACAAUUAAAAGAACAUGGUGUACAUGUGAUAUUUUUUAAUACAUUUUUAAAUUCGUUUUUUAAUAUGUUACCUAUAUUUUUUCGUGAUCAUAGAAAAAUAUUAAUAGUAGAUAAUACGGCUUACUGUGGUUCAAUGAAUGUUGCUGAAAAUGUAUUUCCCAGUGAAAUGUUUCAUGAGUAUGAGGAAGGGGAUGAGAGAGAGGAGGAUACCGAAGAUUCGGAAGAAAUAAGGAAAAAAAAAAAAAAAUAUAAGGAUGAGAAAGAAGAAGGAAAUAAGAAUAACAUGGUUAAUAAUUUUGAUAAUGACAUUAAUAAAGGUAAUAUUUAUGAUGAUAUUAUUAAUAAGGAUUUAAAUAAAAAAAGGAAAUGUCUAGAAUAUUAUGACUUACAUAUAAAAAUAAAAGGUCCAGCUGUUAAAGAUUUAGCUGAUGUAUUUAUUGAUUCGUUAAAAAUGUCUAAAAGUUUAAUAAGUAGAGAACCUAUAGAAGAGCAAAAAAAAUAUCAAGAUGAAAAUUCUUGUUAUGUUCAAGUGUUAGAAUCUAAUGUUUUAAGAAAAAUUAGAUCUAUUCAAUCAACAUUUGAUUAUAUUAUAAGAAAUGGAGCUACAAAUAAUAUUUAUAUAACAACAAGUUAUUUUCUACCACCAGGAUUUUUAAGAAGAGCAUUAUUUUCAGCUUUAUAUAAAGGUGUUAAUAUUUCAUUCUUAUUUUCAGGUAAUUCGGAUAUAUUUGGUGAUGUUCCAGCUACUUAUUAUAUAAUGAAAAAGAUAUUAAAAAGAAUUGAUAGGAAAAAAAAGGCUUUAUUAGAAUAUAAUAAUAUAAUAUCAAAUUAUAUAAAUUUACAUAAAAGUUUUAUUAGAUAUCCUAUAAUAUUUGAUGAAUAUUAUAAUAAUUAUCAAAAAAAAAAAAAGGAAAGAAAAAAUAAAGGAUCAAUGAAUUUUUAUUUUUUUCAAAAAAAACAUUGUCAUGCAAAAAAUUUAGUAGUAGAUAAUUUAUGGUGUUCUAUUGGAUCCUAUAAUUGGGAUCGAUUUUCAUCAAGAAGAAAUCUUGAAGUUAUGAUAUCCAUAUUUGAUAAGAAAAUCUGUGAUAAAUUUAUACAAGAACAUCAAAAUAAAAUCAUUCAUGAUUCUAUUCAAAUAACAUUAUCUCAACUAAUUAAUAGAAAUUUUCUUCAAAUAUUUAUGAGUUAUUGUGCAUAUCAUCUUGGAAAAUUAUCUGGUAGAAAUAUUUUUGAUGGCUUGUCUAAUAAUAACAAAAAAACUAUACUUAGAAAAGCUAUCAUAAGUAAGUAUUUAAAUGACAAUUGUAUACAAAAUAUAUCUUUAAACAUGAUGUGGGGUGUUUAG